AGGGGCAAUUUCCGUUCUUUGUUCUGUUCUCCGUUGUGUGGGUCUGUGACAGGGUCCAACAGGACCUGUUUCGUGUCCGGCCCCUAAGUCUUACGUCCCUGUCCCCAGGCCCUUCAAAACCUGUUGCCUGCUGAGUCUAUAGCUAGCCGACCAGUCCAGAGCAUUUGCCCCUCGCCCAUGGAAGCCCAGUCAGACCAUGCAUCUCAGGGACCUCUGCCCCUGUUAGAGAGCGCUCUUUCUUCUUCAAAAGUCCCUUCCUUUCCUGACAAGGACAGUCUGGGGGACAAGAUGUUGGCUGCUGCACUUCUAAAGGCCAAGUCUCAGGAGUUGGUGACAUUUGAGGAUGUAGCUGUGUACUUCAUCUGGAAAGAGUGGAAGCGUUUGGAACCUGCACAGAGGGACCUCUACAGAGAUGUGAUGCUGGAGAAUUACGGGAAUGUGUUCUCACUGGAUGGAGAUUCCAAAACUGGAAAUGAUCGAGUAAUCUCUGAAGGUAUGGGGUCAUGUGAGAUGAUACUGGGGCGAUUCCAAAAGGAUGUUUCUCAGGGUCUUAAAUUUGAAGAAGCCUACGAACAAGAAGUCAGUCUGCAAAGGCAGCUAGGGAAUUCCUCUGUUGGAAGACUGAAUAGGAAAAUACAAGAGUUUCACCAAGUUAGAGUUGAGGAAAAGCUCACCCAUAUGGGAGAAAGAAAUGAGAAGUACAGUGAGUUUGGGAACAGCUUCACUGUGAAUUCCAAACUUAUUUCACAUCAAAGACUUCAGAUGGGAGACAAACCCCAUAAGUGUGAUGAAUGUAGCAAGAGUUUCAAUCGUACUUCAGACCUUAUUCAACAUCAGAGAAUUCACACUGGAGAAAAACCAUAUGAAUGUAGUGAGUGUGGAAAGGCCUUCAGCCAGAGCGCACAUCUUAUUCAGCACCAGAGAAUCCACACUGGAGAAAAACCUUAUGAAUGUAAGGAUUGUGGGAAGACCUUCAGUUGUAGCUCUGCUCUCAUUCUACAUCAGAGAAUUCACACUGGGGAGAAACCUUAUGAAUGUAACGAAUGUGGAAAAACAUUUAGCUGGAGCUCCACUCUUACUCACCAUCAGAGAAUCCACACUGGUGAGAAGCCCUAUGCUUGCAAUGAAUGUGGGAAGGCCUUCAGCAGGAGUUCCACCCUUAUUCAUCAUCAGAGAAUCCACACUGGAGAAAAACCCUAUGAAUGUAAUGAGUGUGGGAAAGCCUUCAGCCAGAGCUCACACCUUUAUCAGCACCAGAGAAUCCACACUGGAGAGAAGCCCUAUGAAUGUAUGGAAUGUGGAGGGAAGUUUACCUACAGUUCCGGCCUUAUUCAACAUCAGAGAAUCCACACAGGGGAGAAUCCCUAUGAAUGUAGCGAGUGUGGGAAAGCCUUCAGGUAUAGCUCAGCUCUUGUUCGCCAUCAGAGGAUUCACACUGGAGAGAAGCCUUUGAAUGUAAUAGGUGUAAAGCAAAAGUUCUCUCAGAGUCUCUGCUGAGAAUCCACAUCAGAGAAUCCACAUGAGAGAGCCAUAAACUAUUUUCUUCACGUCCUAAGUCUACAGAGCUCUUGCCUUACCUGUUUUAAUAGGACCAAUUUAGGGUCUGUCCCACCUCGAACAAUUCACUUAAAGUGGGGCUGACUGGGAAAUCAUCUUGGCACAGUGAUCAGCAGGAUUUUCCAGGAGCGGAUACUAGUCUUAAAAAAACUGUGAGACAAGUAGUAAAUUAAGCACUGGGAAUAGAAGGAAGCUUGGGGACCAGUUACCCACUUUUGGGAAGGGGUUUGCACUAAACCAAUUUUCUCAUACCAGAAGAGCCUUUCCUUCCAAGGUGGGGAUGAUGCUUAUGUGCAACAAAAUUCCAAUGAUUUUACUAGCUGGAGUCAGGCUGGUAAGCAUAGAAUGCAGAGGGAAUAAUAUUCUUGAGUCAACAUAUGCUCUGAGAAGAGAAACAGAGGCUGUAUUCCUUUUCCUUUUCUUUUUUGUUUGAGAGACAGGUUCUCCCUAGGUAUCCCUGGCUGUUCUUGACCAGACUGGCUUUGAACUCAGAGAGACCUGCUUGCCUCUGCCUUCUGAGUGCGGGGAUUAAAAGCGUAUACAACUAUUCCAGGCUCCCAGGCUGCAUUUCGAAAGCACUCUUCCUAACCCAGCUUUAAUAUUGGACAAGGAAUAUGCUGCUUUGGUACAUGGUUUCAUGAAUUCAGGGAACUUGGUGCUGAUGGGCUUAUUUUAUUAGGGGGAAACAAAAAAUGACCCCAUCAAGGGUUUCUGUAAUGACUAUCCUUUAGGCUCUUGGAGCAGUGUACCGUGUUUUCAAGAGCAGUCAGGCAGUACGGUGGGCUGACCCUUGUGAUAUCACUGACAGAGAAUCCCAUAGGAGCAGUCAAUAACCUGAGGUAGACCAGAACUGGUAGAUUUAGCACUGGCCUGACUCCUGUCCUUUUUUAAACUUCCUAGUCCUGUGAUGAAAAGUAAUUUAAUGUCAGCCCCUAGUUACUAUAUGCUCUCAGGGAACUUGCCUCCCCUCUUGUCCUGCCCUCUUACAUAUAACAUCUGGCUUCAGCAUCUGGACUUCUCUGGAUUCCACCUCUGACUUCAGCUACUUCAAAGUACACAAACAGUAAAGCCAGAGAGGGAUUGAGGUUUGAGCUUUGCAGGGGGCUCCUCCUAGGUUUAGGUGGUGCUCCCUGAGUGUUCCCAACCCAACGGAUGACUUUCCAUAUUUCCCCACCCCUGCCCACCCUGUAGCAUAAAUGAAAUGCACUACUAAACAGAAUAGUUUUUCCGAAGGGAGUGUUUUUGUAUGGGAGUCACACUUGUGUCAGUUAAAACAGCACAGUGACCAUAAAUGGAAUCCUAAAGUGAACUUUGAAACUUUUCUUUGAUAAACUUUUUUGGGGGGGGGACGUGUCACAAACUUGUCACACACAACUCAAUCUCUUGUAGACAUUGUUGCAGACUAUAUAAAUGUAUGUAGCCAACUUCAUACCAAAUUCAGGAUCUUAUGAGCUAUAGAUCAUUUUGUCUAAGAAUGAUACUGAAAACUAAAAAAGUAUAUUUGGC
Mus pahari (shrew mouse) is the source of this 3063-nucleotide messenger RNA. It is a transcript of the gene Znf3, whose product is annotated as zinc finger protein 3. The record is from RefSeq and is a predicted model, not a curated record. The transcript has 5 exons. Gene Ontology annotation, molecular function: RNA polymerase II cis-regulatory region sequence-specific DNA binding; DNA-binding transcription factor activity, RNA polymerase II-specific. Bases 178 to 1497 code for a protein of 439 amino acids. NCBI's taxonomy places the organism in Eukaryota, Metazoa, Chordata, Mammalia, Rodentia, Muridae. Gene Ontology annotation, cellular component: nucleus. Gene Ontology annotation, biological process: regulation of transcription by RNA polymerase II; central nervous system development.